Messenger RNA from Adineta steineri, 1137 nucleotides. The record is from the annotation of a GenBank genome assembly. Lineage: Eukaryota; Metazoa; Rotifera; Eurotatoria; Adinetida; Adinetidae.
AUGCCGCAUAUUCCAUACUUUAUUAAUAAUAAAACGACUGAACCAACACUUCAACAACUAAUACAAGCAACAACAGCAACAAUGGAAUUUACUAUAGAUACAGAAUCAUAUAAUAUAUACAAACAAAACAAACAAAUAUUUAUGUGGGGCUCUAAACAUGAACUUGACCCAUUUACAACAUUUGAAUUAUUUAAACAAGAACAAUUUGAUAAUAUAAAUAUUAUUAAUCUACAAUUAAAAUUUAAACAACAUUGGACACAACAACACCCUCACCAGAAAAAAUCCGAUGAAAUUAUUAAUGAUGGUUGUUUAUGUGAACGAUGUUUAGGAAAAGAAGCAUCACACACAUGGUUCUUACAAGAUGGAAUUUUAUAUUCAUUUGAAGAAUAUUUACCGAAAGAAUUAACGUGUGUAAAAUUUAAUAUCGGUUUGGAUCAUAAUUUAUUUACAAUGAAUUCUGAUGAAUUAUCUUACCGAGAAAAAUUAACCAAGUAUGCAAUAAACGAUUGUAUUGCAAUGCAACGAAUUAUAAUGAAUAUGAAACAAAAUAAUUUUAAUUUUAAAAUUAAGAAUUUAUUUAAUUAUGAAUUAGAAAAUAUUUCAUUUGAUGAUGAAAAUGAUUCACCACAACCUCCACCUGCACAUGUUCCUAUUGUUGAUCUUAUAAGAUACCCACAUGAUUGGGAAUCGAUUUUGAUCAACGAACAAGUACCUGAACAUAUACAUGAUGAACAAGUACAUGAAAAUAUACAUGAUGAACAUAUACAUGAACAUAUACAGGAUGAACAACCACAAUCACCACCACCACCAACUCAUACUGAAUUAACAUUAGAAGAACAAGCAAGAAAACGUACACAAAAUAGAAAACGCACCAUCAAACAACGUAGUGAAAAAACUCUACGACAACAUGGCAUUCCAUAUUCAGCUGUUAACAAAUCAAAAUCCGGAUCCACUUUGUACAUUGGUCUGAAACAAGCUGAUAAUAUUGAUGAACAUGAACGAAUUGCCCAACACCUGUUCUCAACACAACAUCAUCAACAAUAUCGUCAUCAACAACAUUAUCGACAACAUCAUCAAAAUCAUCAUCAACAACAUCCUCAGAACCAUCAUCAGCAACAUCAGCAUCACAGACAUUAA